CACUGCAAGCAAAGGAGAAGUCUAGUCGAGGAAACAGAAUCAGUAUGGAGCAGCGAAGACUGUAUGCGGCGUACGCGUGGGGUGCGUGAAAUGGCUAGGGUCCCCUUCCCCUGAACACCCCCCCGCUCCCCCCUCCAUCUCUCCUGAAUCCCCUUUUCACCCUUUGACUCCACCCAACCCAGUUCCCAGCAUCAAAUCCCGAACCCUUUCUCUCCCUCUCUCUGACUCUCAUCUCUCGAGCUUUGCUAAAUGGCCUCCGAACAAGACGACACCGUUUUCCCAGAAGAGGACCUCCUCGACGACGACGACGACGAAGAAGAAGUAUUAUCCGAAGAAGAAGAUGACGACGAAGACGAAGAUGACGUCAUCCCCGACCCCGGUUACGAUGACGUCAUAAACUCCGCCUCCCCUUCCAUCUCCUCUCCCCCGGCAGAUGCUGUUAUCGUUACCGUCGCCCUUCCCGCCUCGUCGAUCCCUAACGGCGGAACCUCGGUCGCCACCACCACCACCAUCGUCGCCUCAUCCUCUACCCCUUCUCCUAAACGACACCAUGCCGAUCGCGAAGAUAAGAAGCCCCAGCCCCUCGACGACUCCCGCAGGCUAUUCCAGCGGCUGUGGACGGAUGAGGACGAGAUCGAGCUACUCCAAGGCUUCCUCGACUAUACGACAUCGCGUGGCUCCACUCACCACAACGACACCGCUUUGUUCUACGACCAGAUCAAGUCCAAGCUCCAGCUCGACUUCAACAAGAACCAGCUCGUCGAGAAGCUACGCCGUUUGAAGAAGAAGUACCGCAACGUCGUCGGCAAAAUCAGCGCCGGCAAAGACUUCUCCUUCAAGAGCCCCCACGACAAAGCCACCUUCGAAAUCUCCCGCAAGAUCUGGAGCAACGAAGACCACAACACCGGCCGAUUCGCCGUCGAAGAUUCAGUCUUCGAUGACGAAGACGCCAAUCUCAAAAACCAUAAUUUCAACUUCAACAAUAACGAAGAUUUUGCUGAGAAGAAAUCGAAUUCCACGCCUAGGCCUCGCAAGCGGCCCCGAUCGCAGUCGCAAUCUGCGAUUCAGAGUGAAGAGAAGCGCACUUCAUCGCCGGCGGAUAACAAAAGUAACAUCAAUGAUACAAGUAAUAAUUCUAAUUUCGGGGGUUUGAUUGAGGAGACGGUGAGGAGUUGUUUUUCGCCGCUGUUUAAGGAGUUGUUAAGCAAUGCGAUGGGGAUUGGGGGGAGAGGGAUUGGGCUUGGGUUUGGGGGAUUUGGAAUGAAUGCUAUGGCGAUGAAUGUAAUGCCUUUGAGUUUUGGUGGUGGAGGAGGGGAAGGGGUGGUGGAUGAGAGGUGGAGGAAGCAGCAGAUAUUGGAGCUAGAGGUGUACUCGAAGCGGUUGGAGUUGGUGCAGGAUCAAAUUCAAGAGGCAUUGGGCGAGUUACGGUCAGUGCGACGGUAACGGAUGAGUUGAUUGACUGACUGAUUCUAAUCCGUGGGGCUUUAUCGUAAGUGGGUCGGUUUUUCUCUUUAUUAGUCGAUGAAUAUUUCUUGGUGUUAUAUUCAUAAAAAAUAUAUAUAUUUCUUGGUGUUAUUCGUAGCUUAGCUGAGUAUUGUUUUUGGGUUUUUAUAUUUUUGUUGAUUUUGAUAGAACAGUUGAAUAAUAAUUUAUAAUUGUUUAGUUUGAUAGUUACUUAUAAAAGAAAUCGUUUGGUUU
Carya illinoinensis is the source of this 1698-nucleotide messenger RNA. Its product is annotated as probable transcription factor At3g04930. Gene Ontology annotation, cellular component: nucleus. Gene Ontology annotation, biological process: regulation of DNA-templated transcription. The record is from RefSeq and is a predicted model, not a curated record. The transcript has a single exon. NCBI's taxonomy places the organism in Eukaryota, Viridiplantae, Streptophyta, Magnoliopsida, Fagales, Juglandaceae. The coding region runs from base 250 to 1443 and encodes 397 amino acids.